This is a messenger RNA of Pungitius pungitius (ninespine stickleback), 2357 nucleotides long. It is a transcript of the gene hbp1, whose product is annotated as HMG-box transcription factor 1. Lineage: Eukaryota; Metazoa; Chordata; Actinopteri; Perciformes; Gasterosteidae. The transcript is spliced from 12 exons. Gene Ontology annotation, cellular component: nucleus. The record is from RefSeq and is a predicted model, not a curated record. The coding region runs from base 88 to 1479 and encodes 463 amino acids. Gene Ontology annotation, biological process: regulation of transcription by RNA polymerase II. Gene Ontology annotation, molecular function: DNA-binding transcription factor activity, RNA polymerase II-specific; protein binding; RNA polymerase II cis-regulatory region sequence-specific DNA binding.
ACCAUUCAUUCCCGCCCCUCGAGUGAACGCCAGAUACUUUCUUGAUGGCGACAGGUUUGAAAAGGAAAUAGCAGAACAAUUGUGAAAAUGGACGAUUCUUUUGAUCUACUCAAGUGCAACGAGGACCUGCCUUCCUCACCUGGGUGCCACAUGGAUUAUGAUGACUUGCCAGAGCUGCAGGAGGUGGAGGAGGACCAAAGGUCUCCAGGUUGUUUUCAGGUCAGAGCAGGAGUGUCUCACCAGGAGCUGAGCUGCUCCCCAAGAACCAACUGGCUCACUGAGCUGGCCAACAUUGCCACCAGUCCUCAGAGCUCCCUGCUGAAGAGCGCCCCACAUAAGAGAUCAUCUCCGGUCCACAUCUUUGGCAACAGUAAUAGUUUACAUUCUUACGCCCGUCCCCCGUUAGCCAGUAGUGCACCCAACCCGUCCAGAGGCCAUUUCAGGGAGCGCAGGCGUGUCCGGGCCAGCAGCGAAUCCGAGUCUGGAGUUUUCUCAAUGUCCUCAUCUUUUUCUGAUGAUGAAGACAUGGCCUGGUCGCACUCUUGGCCCUCCACAGCGUGGCAUUGCUUCCUUAAAGGAACCCGCCUGCGCUUCCAUCGUGGUCCUAAUGUGGAGUGGCAGGACGCUGAUGAACUUGGGUAUUCCGACGAUGACUCCGAUGAUGAAUCCAUGAUGCCGGCCUCCUCCUCUCUGAAGGUGGCCGCCAGGCUGACAGAAGAGGUACAGAAAAGAUACGGUUCACAGGGCCUGAAGUUGGUCAGCCACGAAGAGACUGUAUCUUUUGGCCAGGCAGUUCUUAAACUGACCUUUGACCCCGGCUCACCCGACGACAGCCCUUUAACAGCCGAAUGCCGAUUGGAUCACCCAUUUUUUGUCAAAAAUAAAGGUUGGUGUUCCUUUUAUCCGAGCCUUACCGUGGUGCACCAUGGGAUCCCUUGCUAUGAGAUGCAGCUGGGAAACCUGUGCCUGCCACCAAGCCACCCAGAAGCCAUGAACUGCGAUGACUCGGUCGUCUUUGACACUUUCAGAAGUUAUGACUUCACCCCACUCGACUCCUCAGCCGUGUACGUUCUCAGCAGCAUGGCUCGUCAGCGUAAGACCUCCCUGUCCAGCGGGGGAGCCGUCAGCCCGGACUGUGACAAACUGGAGCGCUCCGGCUCCCCACAAGCCUCCACUGGCAAAUCCAACCGGAGCCAGACCUCAGGGACAGCCGCCGGCGCCGCGCCGACUAAAUGCAAGCGGCCCAUGAACGCCUUCAUGCUCUUCGCCAAGAAGUACAGGGUGGAGUACACACAGAUGUACCCCGGGAAGGACAACAGAGCCAUAAGUGUCAUCCUGGGUGACAAGUGGAAGAAGAUGAAGAAUGAGGAGAGGAGGCUGUACACCAUGGAGGCCAAGGCUCUGGCUGAGGAGCAGAAACGACUCAAUCCAGACUGCUGGAAACGCAAAAGAACCAACUCGGGCUCCCAGCAGACCUAGAUGAUCUCCCAGAAACCCCGGCUGUUGGUUGUUUUGACAUUCGGGAAGUGCUGGACGGCGUCUGAUGGACCGCUUGAUGCCUCUUUGCUCUCCCGUAUUUUUGAGACUCAACUUUGAUGCUGAGUUCAUUGCUUUUGUAACCGUGAAACAUUAUUAGAGAAACCCCAGAAUUAUGAACUAUAAACAAAACAUGUAAUCUAGUCACUAACAGCGCAUAUAUUUUCUUAUAUCUUUGAUGUCAAAGUCUUAUUCCCCUAAAAUGAGAAUGAACUUUCUCACUUUUUACAGGUUUCAUAUUCAAGGUUGAAAAAGGAGCGCAUGUCUGUUUAUAAUUGUAUAAAGGGGAUUUUUAGAUGACUUUUUCAAUACAGUUGAAAUGAUUUUGCUGCAAAAAGUAGUAACCCUUUUCAUACACGUUGUAAUACAAUAUAUUUUGCAGCUCAUCUAUUGCCAACAGUUUGUGAUGCUGCCCUGUCAGGUUUUUUACAUUUUAGCCACACAACGAGAGGGCUUUCAGCAUGUGGUGGUGGGUUCAUACUCGGUCACAAAGCACUUAAGGCCUUUGCUUUAAGUGUUUAUUUCUUCCGCACUUUAUAUGAAUAUAUAAUCUCCUAUACAGUAAUUGUAUACUUGUGGAAACCAUUUGUAUAAUACAGCUGGCAUCUUGACAGUAAGCCAUUUGACACAAAACCGCGGCUCAGAAGCUGCGUUCCGCUUUCAGGUUGCUCUUGAAUUUUAAGUGCUUUGUUCAUAAAUGUACAGGUUUCACAGCCUCAACAACCUCUUGCACAAAAUAUCCUUGUAUCAUAUUAUAAAUAAUUUUUUUAAACUCGCAUCUUAUCCAAGUAUUUUGUCCUUUUCAUAAACUGUAAUCACAA